CGCGUUGGCCCUGCUGACAUUGACGUCACUGGCCACGGAGACCGUCAGUAUGUGGCACGGAAAGGUGACGAUGCCUACACUGUGCUAUAGUGGCUAAUUAUGUUAACUGCAGUACUAAAUUGUAAUCGUAAAGAUAUGGCGCAUGUUUACUUGUGAUACGACGUUCGAUUUCCAAGAACCAGGAGUAUUUUUUUUCCCUGCGGUGACUUUUUUGACAACGCACCGUCCAUCUACACGGGACAGACGUUUCUGUACGCCGGUCUCUGGGUUAAGACUUCUGCGUUUCACAUAUAUCGAAUCUUCCCUUGUGUGAUGUCAUAAAAGCAAUACUGCCAGCCCCAAACAUCCAUGCAGGAGUAAUCAGAGACGUUCCAUGUCCAUUCAGCCUGCUGCUGGUUAACCGUUUCAAAGAAGAGGAUGAGACUGUCUUCUCACAGUCAGCGGCAUGAGCAUCCACAGCAUAGGGGGCGCUGUCAUGAAUUCUCUGGGCACUAGUCUGGUGGCUCAUAUGAGCAGUAAAGUGUUAGGCUGGCGUGGCUUGUCAGUGGAGCCUCUUCAGCCCGGCCGUAUCAGCUUCCUGCUGCAGACCAUGGUACCGACUGGGUACACCCAGCUGCAGGAGGAGCGGCUAGCAUUGAGCGACUUGGGGGGGAAGCAAGAUUGCCACCAGAAUGGGCUCCGCUCAGACUUGUCCAAUCUGGAAGACUGGCGCCACCCAGAUAGGGGUUCUUGGGCUUCCAGCAGCCUGUCUGAGCAUGGGGAUCGCUGUGGCUCGGAGACUGCUCCUAUGCUGGGCAACAACCAGCUUUCCGGUGAGGAAGGCAAAGAGGCUGAGCAGGAGGGAGAUGGUGAGCAGGGUAUGGCCACCAGGAGAAUGCCGAAGGAGUCACCACUGGCCAUGGCUCUGCAGAUCCUCUUGCCUUUUCUUCUGGCUGGGUUUGGCACGGUGUCAGCCGGUAUGGUACUGGAUGUUGUGCAGCACUGGGAAGCUUUCCAGAACAUCACAGAGAUCUUCAUUCUAGUACCUGCUCUCCUGGGUCUAAAGGGAAACCUGGAGAUGACUUUGGCUUCCAGACUCUCUACAGCAGUAAACGUGGGUAAGAUGGACUCCCCCAUCGAGAAGUGGAACUUGAUCAUUGGGAACCUCGCACUUAAGCAGGUUCAGGCCACUGUGGUGGGCUUUUUGGCUGCAGUAGCAGCUGCCAUUCUGGGCUGGAUCCCUGAAGGAAAGUUCCAGAUGAGUCACGUGAUGCUGCUGUGUUCCAGCAGUGUGGCUACGGCCUUUAUCGCUUCUCUGCUGCAAGGCAUAAUCAUGGUGGGUGUGAUUGUGGGUUCCAAGAAGACGGGCAUAAACCCAGACAAUGUGGCGACGCCCAUCGCUGCCAGUUUCGGGGAUCUCAUCACCCUUGCCAUCCUGGCCUUCAUAAGUCAAGGCCUCUACAACUGCUUAGAGUCCCAUCCCUACGUGGCGGCUGUGGUGUGUGUCUUCUUCCUGCUCCUAACGCCACUGUGGAUCGUCAUCUCCUCCAAGCACCCGGCCAGCCGCACGCUGCUGUACUCAGGCUGGGAGCCAGUGAUCACGGCCAUGGUCAUCAGCAGUAUUGGGGGGCUUAUCCUGGACAAAACGGUGUCCGAUCCAAACUUGGCUGGGAUUGUUGUCUACACCCCCGUCAUUAACGGUAUUGGUGGGAAUCUUGUGGCUAUCCAGUCCAGUCGAAUCUCUACCCACCUGCACUUCCACUGUGCCCCCGGUGAGGUACCAGAGGAGGCGCAGGGCUGUUACUACCCCUGCCGCACCUUUUACGGCUCAGGUGCCAAUCACCGCUCAGCACAGGUGCUGCUGCUGUUGGUUAUUCCAGGUCAUCUGAUCUUUCUCUACACUAUUCACCUGAUGAAGAGUGGUCACACCACUCUCACACCAAUUUUCACAAGUGUAUACUUGGCUACUGCACUGUUACAGGUUGUGACCCUGCUGUGCAUCGCAGACUGCAUGGUGCAUUCCAUAUGGAGUAGCGGCAAGGACCCUGACAGCUUCUCCAUACCUUACCUGACAGCCCUAGGAGACCUGCUAGGCACUGCACUCUUGGCACUCAGCUUCCACUUCCUGUGGGUUAUUGGGGAUCAAGAUAGCGACGUUGGGGACUGAGAGUAGGAGCUGUCCCGUUUUGAGGCCCUACCCAUUGUACUACGAUGCGUACGGGAGUGCAAUGUUUUGUUAGCUUGAACAUUCCACUGCUCCUCUCAUUAGACCUUUCUGGCAGAAAGCAUUUUCCAUUGUCUCUGCCAAGGAGAAGCUACUUCUGGAAGUCACAUGAUAAUUCAGUUUUGAUGGUAGCUGUGAAACUGCAGGACAACUCGAUCAAGUCGAGUAUCUUGCUUCCAGUGCUAAUGGGUAACAGCUAACCAUUCAGGAUCAGGGUUCCCCUGAUUGAAUGCAUUCUAGCAGGUUCUCCACCUCAGUGUAAUCCAUGGAGUCAGUGACAUAUGCUUUGAGAUAGCAGCUGAAUCUGAUAGGUCAGUGCCUGGAUUGCCCUUUCAGAACCCCUGUGAUAAUUCUUUAGGGAGUACGUUUUUGUUUGAGGGAAAAUAUGUUAUGGCUUUCAUGGGAACCAGCCGGAAGGUGGAUCCCAAAGAUUCUGUCUUAAGUUUUCUGUUCUGACAUGCAGGCUGCAGCUUCUGUCUUAAUGGCUUUUUCAUAGCAGCACUUUAAAUUAGCAGUGUGAAGCAUACUACUCCAUUAUUCUCAUUGCUUCCUCCCUCUGACCAAACUUUCAGGUGGCAGCAUUGUCACUGAGUCGUUGCUUAUGGUUAUAUCCUAACUCUCUCUGCAUUUUGGGGUGCUAACUCAUAUUUCAGAGUGUCAAGAACCCUAAGAAAAAUCCAAAUAGAAGGAGCAGUGAUCUCUGCCUGUGCCACAUGUUAUUGAGAUGAUAAUGAAACGUAUGUCUCAUGACAUUUGUUAGGGAAGGAGAUAUAAUGCCAGUAUAUUUUAUUUUGACUGUUGUCCUUUUCAAAAUCCAUCAGCGCCUUUAAAUAUUAAACGUAGAUUUUUUUCAGACAAUACCAGCAGUUUCAUGUGUUUUGUUACUGUUAUGUUAAACCCACCUAGUGCCCCUCAUGUUAAGCAGAUGUGGAUAAAAAGCAGUCUGUGUUUCAGCCCAGUGGGCAUGUUUUGUUCAUACAUGGUGUUGUUUAAUACUGUCCUCACCACUGCUCUGACCAUCCCUGCCACAAAAAAAAUCUGUGCUGCUGUUUCCAUGUCGGCCUUUUUGAACAUCUUUUACUUUCUGUAAUGGUGCUGAAAUUAUUUUUUAAACAAGAAAUUUCUACAUGAUGAAAUAUUGCCCAGUGUUUUUUUUGUGAAUUGUUUUCAGUUUUUUACAUUUUAUAUGCUGUAUUUAAGAUGUUAAAUGUAAAGCAAAAUACCUAAAAUUGGCAGUUUCAUGACCUAGGAGUUCUAGUAGAGUUUUUCAUUCCAUCCUGUAAAGCCCUGUGUCCAAAGGAUCUGUUCAACAUCCAAGGGGAGAAGCAAAUUCCCCUGAGCUCCUACACACCUGACUUGGUAACUGCAGUCCAAAAGUUAAUUUAACGUGCCCUGACUACAGCUUGGUACUGGUGUUUGAUCUGGGGUCUCAUGCACUCACCUGCAGGAGACAAGUGGUCUCUCCGCUGAAAUCUGUCAUGCAAGUUCUUGCAUUUACGUUGUUCCAGGAUUAGUCCCAGAUGUGAAAGCUGUGUACAUGAGUGACUUUCUUACUUUAACCUUAAAGCACAGUACUGUAAGGAAACUGUGUGGUGCACCAUGAAUGCAGUGCAUUAUUCAUUCAGAUAUAGGUUUUAGGGAUGUCCUGAUCUGAUCCAUUUAGUAUUUAUAUCCGCCAAUUUCGAAUACUGGUCUGAUCUUUUAAUAAAUAUUUAAAUAUACAUACACAUACAGUCAGUGUUGGUCCAUUCUUCGUCUGAGUAGGCCUUGCAGUUUUGCUGUUUUCUUCCUUAUGAUUUUUCAGACAAGUGCCUAAUUAGAUUUGUUGUAAUAAACGAUGCUCUGGAAUCUCUGCCUUUAUGAUGUCUUAUAGUCCCAGGUCCCAAUUUUCAGAAAACUGUUUCAGUGUCUUGGAUAGGCUCCAGACCCCCACAGCCCUGAACAGGACAAGCGGUUCAGAGGAUGUAUGGAUGGAUGGGUUCAAUGUUGAGAUUUUGUUAUGGCUGGUUACAUGGCUUCAUCAAACUUGCCUUUUCACAUUGGCCCUAUGGUUAUACUUGUCCAGUUAAUGGAGACCACACUUGUUACAUUAAAAAGAACAGCUCAAGGUCCUCAUCUACUGUCAGGUACAUGCAGUGGCGCAGAUAGGAUUUUUGAAUUGGGGGGACCAAGCUUAGCCAGGCAAGCGCCGCUCAAUUUCAUUCACCUCUAGGAACUGCGUUAGCGAGCCGGGCCAAUCAGCAGAGGGAGGGCUGAAAGCAGUAACGCUGAAUUCAAACGAAAAGAAAGUCUGUCACCGUGUAGUGAACACAUGUCAAUUACUAGGGUUCACAAAGUGAAACAAUGUGAAAGGGGCUGAUGCAUCAGGCUAGACCAAGAUGUCCGCAUUUCAACUGUACCGUAAUUAGAACUAGUGCUUACAUUUUUUUGUGCAAUAAAGGCCUUAACUGGUGCUUAAUUAGUCUGUUUGUGUAAUUUAGGCCAAUGGUUUGCAAUAAAAAACAAUAAAAAUGAGAUACUUAUUUGAAACCACAGAGCAACAAUGAACACCGUCAACAAAGUCCUACUUGAUAAAUGCUACCCAUACAGGAUAAACCUUUCAUUUGUUACUGUGCCAAUCAAUCACCAAAGAAAGAAAUACUGUUGAUGCUGUAAAAGGGCACUGUUAUAAUAAGAUGAAGCCCAAUCUAAGAUAGGCUAUGUGAACGUCCUGUCCGUGUGUGAACGGUAGCCCUGAACAGACAUCCCUUUGAUCAUUUUCCUAACGAAACAUUGCUAUGCUUGCUCGAUUAUGCACGGAGAGUCAGAUUAAUCUGCGUCAAAACUGCCUUAACAUAUUAACGCUAACAGCACUAAUUUUAACAUUAGCAUAAUAUCGAUACCCUAGAAAGGCAUUCAUAUUUAGCCUGUUGUAAGUUAAACAGGCAACAAGUAAGGGAUAGCCUACUUACAUCGUUUAGUUUUUGAAAAAAUAUGCUGUAAUUGUUUUUUGCCUUUUCGUUGUGUUUCGUACUUCUAUUCAAUCCAUCAGAUGGGCCUAGUGGUCACUAUGGUUACCACUACAACUUUUACAGGCACCGAUGAGGCAGUUCGUACGAUUCAGGACCCCUUAACAAUAACAAAAACACAAGAAGUGCUGCUAGGAGCUUGAAGGUAGCCGUAAUAAAGCAUGUUCAGAUUUUCAUUGAAGAUGUGUGAAAUAAAAUGUUUCAUUCCCUAAAA
Molecule: messenger RNA, 5425 nt
Organism: Paramormyrops kingsleyae
Lineage: Eukaryota; Metazoa; Chordata; Actinopteri; Osteoglossiformes; Mormyridae
Product: solute carrier family 41 member 2-like
Biological process (GO): monoatomic cation transport
Cellular component (GO): plasma membrane
Molecular function (GO): monoatomic cation transmembrane transporter activity
Source: RefSeq, a predicted model, not a curated record